AUGGCUGGGCUUCCGUUUGUGGUCAUCCGCGGCGCGCCGCUGGUGGCCGGCGGUCGUGACGGCGGGCUGAUGUUCAUGUACCCGUCGCGAGGCUUCCAGCUGGGUCUGGAGACGCUGUGGGUGAGCGGGCUCAAUCUAGCGCUUGUGGGCAUUGUGUGGGCGCUGCUUGAUCCACCGCGGGUGGCGCGCGGGGGCAAACGCAGCCGGCGCGAUGCGGAGCGGGCGUCCUCGGCGCAGGUGUGGAUGCUUCCGCUGGUGCUGGCUACUUGUUCAAUCCCAUGA
Messenger RNA from Thecamonas trahens ATCC 50062, 282 nucleotides. RefSeq lists its product as uncharacterized. The transcript has 2 exons. The coding region runs from base 1 to 282 and encodes 93 amino acids. NCBI's taxonomy places the organism in Eukaryota, Apusomonadida, Apusomonadidae. The record is from RefSeq and is a predicted model, not a curated record.